This is a messenger RNA of Nestor notabilis (Kea), 1716 nucleotides long. It is a transcript of the gene PIGT, whose product is annotated as phosphatidylinositol glycan anchor biosynthesis, class T. The record is from RefSeq and is a predicted model, not a curated record. NCBI's taxonomy places the organism in Eukaryota, Metazoa, Chordata, Aves, Psittaciformes, Psittacidae. Gene Ontology annotation, biological process: attachment of GPI anchor to protein. Gene Ontology annotation, cellular component: GPI-anchor transamidase complex. The annotation marks the transcript as partial. The transcript is spliced from 11 exons.
CCCGCCGGUGCCGAGCUCUGGGUCUGGUUCCAGCCCACUGUCACCGACGUUGACAAAGCCUGGAAAGAGCUGAGUAACAUCCUCUCAGGAAUAUUCUGUGCUUCUCUCAACUUCAUCGAUGCAACCAACACAGUCACUCCAACAGCAUCCUUCAAACCCCUGGGUUUAGCCAAUGGGACAGACCACCAUCUCCUGCGAUACGCUGUCCUGCCCCGGGAGGUCGUCUGCACUGAGAACCUCACACCUUGGAAGAAGCUGCUCCCAUGUGGCUCAAAGGCUGGGCUUGCUGUGCUGCUGAAGGCAGAGCGCUUGUUCCACAGCAGCUACCACUCACAGGCAGUGCACAUCCGCCCCAUCUGCAGGGAUGCCUCCUGUCUGGCUGUGUCCUGGGAGCUCAGACAGACCCUCACUGUGGUUUUUGACACCUUUGCUAGCGGCCAAGGAAAGAAAGACUGGUCCCUCUUCAAGAUGUUCUCUCGCACACUUACUGAUGCGUGUCCUCUGGCAUCGCAGAGCAAAGUCUACGUUGACAUCUCCCCUAAGAACAAGGAAAAGGACUUACUGGAAGUAACCCCCCUUCCAACAUCUGUAUACGAAGCUAUUGUCCAGGGAGACAAGAGAACCUAUGCCGUCUAUGACCUACUGAGCCCCUCACUCUUUAACACCUCUCGCAGCCUCAAUGUGCAGUUCAAGUGGAAGCGUCCCGAAGACAGCUCGGAAAUGCCAAUACCUGUACUCCAUGCUCAGCGCUAUGUGAGCGGGUACGGGCUGCAGACCGGAGAGAUCAGCACCCUCAUCUACAACACCCACCCGUACCGGGCCUUCCCCGUGAUCCUGCUGGAGACUGUGCCCUGGUAUUUGCGGCUUUAUGUGCACACUCUGACCAUCAUCACUAAGGGGAAGGAAAACAAGCCAAGUUACAUCCACUACCAGCCAGCUCAGGACCGGAGACAGCCUCACCUUUUGGAAAUGCUCAUCCAGCUGCCAGCCAACUCCGUCACCAAGAUCUCAAUCCAGUUUGAGAGAGCCUUAUUGAAGUGGACAGAGUACCCACCAGAUCCCAAUCACGGCUUUUACGUCAGUUCAUCUGUGCUUAGUGCCCUAGUGCCAAGCAUCAUUGCUAUGAAGGACAUGGAUGUGGAGGAGAGUCCUCUCUUCACCUCACUGUUUCCUUCCUCUGAUGGCUCCAGCUAUUUUGUGCGCCUGUACACAGAGCCGCUGCUGGUGAACUUGCCGACACCAGACUUCAGCAUGCCCUACAAUGUCAUCUGCCUGACCUGCACCGUGGUGGCAGUGUGCUACGGCUCCUUCUACAACCUGCUGACCAGAACAUUUCAUGUGGAAGAGCCGAGCCGGGGCGGGCUGGCCAAGCGGCUGGCCAACAUCAUCCGCAAGUUCAGGGGGGUGCCCCCUCUUUGAGAGAAACCAGGGCAGCCAGGGCUGGCUGUGGGGCUCCAUGGAGAAAUCCAAGGAGCAGAGCGUUGCUGCCCCUUGUCUUUGAUCGAAGCAGCCUGCUCCAUUCUUCUGCCUGGAUCUCUCCUCAGGAUCCAAUAAGCUGAGAGAUUGGUUCCAUCGCUAAGAUGGGAAAUGGCUCUAAGCCCAUUGACUACUGAACUGCACUGCUUUGGGAUUGGGAAAGAUGUAGGACUUCUGUUUGGGAGAGGGGUAACUUACGUGCUGUGAAUGAUGCUGGAAGUAAACUUGACUGGUUUUGUA